GUAAAAACGCAUUUAAAUAUUAAUAUAAAUAUUCGUCUCAACACUCUAAAGUCACAUCAUUGUCUCAUCUUCGCUUACAAUAAGAUGAAAUUCUACGCUUUCUUUAUUAUUUUGGUUUUGGCUUUGUUAGCAAGUGCUAUGGGUAAUCCCAAUCCCGAGCCUCUGCCAGGUGGUGGCGGCGGAGGAGGUGGCGGUGGAGGCGGUGAUUAUGGAGGUGGUGGCGGCGGAGGAGGCGGUGGUGGUGGUAGAUAAAUAGUGUCCUCCACCACAUGCAGGACUAUUUUUUUCUUCUUUUAAAUCAUUAAUUUAAGUGUUAAUUAUUGUAAAAUAAUUAAAAUAAA
Lucilia cuprina (Australian sheep blowfly) is the source of this 341-nucleotide messenger RNA. RefSeq lists its product as uncharacterized. The transcript is spliced from 2 exons. NCBI's taxonomy places the organism in Eukaryota, Metazoa, Arthropoda, Insecta, Diptera, Calliphoridae. The coding region runs from base 85 to 252 and encodes 55 amino acids. The record is from RefSeq and is a predicted model, not a curated record.